AUGUUGUUUAUCAAUCAAUAUCAGAGCACACGUCGUCUGUUUUUUGUUUUGUUUCUGACCCUCGUUCUGUAUGUUAUAUCAAAGAGGUCGCCUAAUGACUACCUGUACUCUCUUCCUGCUCAGGUUAUUUGAAAUCGAUAUUUAGAGCCACCUGUUGCUUUUAGGUGUGGAGCUCGCAAAUAAAAAGAGAUUUUGAAGCGACAUUCGAUUGUCUUCAAAAAGGCGUCGACCAACUUUCAAACUUUAAACAGGUUAGGAGUAUGAUACUUUUGAAUAUUUCUUAAAUAGAUUAUUAUGUGAUAUAGGAAUAUAAGCUUUUGUUUUAACAAAAUUAAUUAAAUGCUCAAUCCCGUAGGUUUUCGAUUAUAGUGCUUUCAAAAUGCCUCCCUGAGAGAAAAAAACCAUUUAUCUUUUUAUGAUAACUAAGAACAAAUGUGUGAAAAUGUUCCAAAAAAAGUUUCAAAAGGUGAGAGUUUCUGGUGUGGUCCAACAUCGGAGCAAUCGCUGGGAACUGUCGGAGGGCGUCUCCAUUUUCAAACCUCGAGAUUCUUGAACUCCCUUCUGCGAACGGCUUGAGACUGCACGUCAAGUCCAGCGACGUCCGUUCAAAAAAACGAUAAAAAGACAUCUGAAGUCUUUAGAAAUCUCAAGUGGUGCUUCUCUCUCUGGGAAUCGGGGGUGAUGUUUCUGCAGAGAAAAAGUUUUACCAGGUUUCUGAAAUUCCUCGAAACCAACUCUAUUUUUCGCAUUCACGAGUUUUGAUGAGCGACCGCAAGUUUUCGGCGCGGAUCCCAUUUCAGAGGAAAACCGCAAACUUUUCACUGAUUUCGGAAUUUUUGUGCCUGUCAGUGUUGGCGACGCCGUCUCCUUAGAAGAUGCCAAAAAAGUCAUCGACGGUGGUUUUUUUUGAGUAUUGCUUUCCCGUCGAUCUUAAUGUUUGCAGACAAGAAAGAAGAUUCGAUGAUUGUGGAGAUUGACUUGAAGACGUUCCUUGACGGCUUCAUGCGGAGGCCUUUGGUUGACAACGUCUGGGUCAACAACAACGAGUGGAAUGUCGCCAAGUACUUUGUCGGGGAACCUUUGUUCUCCACAGCCGUCUGCCAGGCCGAUUUUUCAGGUUUUUCUGAGUUUUUUGUCACAGAAACUGGCUCGCAAAUUUUUUUCACACAAAGGUUUUUUUCUCUAAAUUCUAGAACCCACCACGUAUUCUUCAGCUGAUGGAAAGUUGCUCAAGUUUGAAAGAAAUGUUUAUAUAUAUAAACGUGUUUACAUAUUUUCAAAAUUUUUGUUCAUUUUUGUCUUAAAGUCUACUUUAUAAUUGAUUCAGCUGCAUACACAUCCACUGAAAAAUCACCUAAAUGAAACGUCCAAAUUUGUGCGUGGAAUCGUUUCCGACAAAAGAUUUUGUGAGCUUUCCGACCAUUUUAUGGAUCUGGAUCUGGUUUUCAGUAAUUCUUCGAGCUCAGAUGAACGGGUCAACACUUUCCUUGCUCUUGGUCAACGUGGUAAACCAGCGAUGUAUUGAGAAAUAUUUGAAAUUUAAAGAGGAAUAAAGUUUUCCAUUCAAAAAGGUCAAUCAACUACAGUUGAAAGAACAAACUAUUUAAAAAUAAAGUUAUUUGAAAACGAUUUUUGAGAAUCCAUUGAAUUAACUUGCCUAACUUUUAACUCUGUGUUAUUAUAUGUAAUGACAAGCUGCAAGGUUCAGUUAAACUAUGGAAGUUUGCAACGGAUUCGAUCAAACAAGUCUGAAAUUUCGACAGGAAUUUUUUUUACAAACAGCUGUCCAUACAGAACUGAAGGGGGAAAGAAUGUCGGGCACAAGUCAAGGAGAAGCGAGUCAUGCGGUCGCGCAGCUCGGCGCCCUACAUCUUUUCUUUGUUCCUGGCUAUUCUCUUUUUCGUCUUCAUCAGGCAGUAUCGGGUAUGAAAAUCUUCUCUUAAAGUCAUAGUAAUGCUGCUUUAUUUGUUUAUCGGACAACUAUUAAUUUGGUAUUUUUCCAGUUACAUGUUUCUUUGCCUUGGAUUCCAAGGUCGCCAGCAGCCGCCAACUUUUCCAUUUGGCACGACUGUCUGGCAAAAAACAUUUCAGCCUACGAGAAGGAUCCUAAAGGGGUUUUUUUUUCCAUUUAUAAGAUAUUUGUAAUUUCAGAAAAGUUUGCGUGUCUUUGGGAGGGCUAACCACCAAAGUUUUAGUUGUGGGGCAACCUGUGGCGAGGAAUCAAAAAGUGCGAGCUGCUUCCCGGAAUGAAGAACCUUCCAAUCGAGGACUUUCGCAACGGCGACGAGACCAAGCGACACAUUUUGCCGCUAGAUGUGAGUUUGGAGUGUUUUUCACAGUGUACACUGAGUGACUGAAGAACUCACCAUGUACCAUCAUCACCUUGGGCGUCGGACAUGACACCAAAGCUGAAGAAGCGCUCGUCGAGGUUACAACCACAAAUUUGCCUUUUGAAUGUUUUUUUGCUAGAAGUUGUCCAGUGACAGCGAGUUUUUUUCGGCGCCGACCCUGUUCAAGAAAUCAACGAGGAGCUCUACACAAAGUUUGGCAAAUUCUUUCAUUUUGCCGUUGGAGCCACGCCAGGUCUCACUGCGUCUAGCGUCUUGA
Caenorhabditis auriculariae is the source of this 2607-nucleotide messenger RNA. Lineage: Eukaryota; Metazoa; Nematoda; Chromadorea; Rhabditida; Rhabditidae. The record is from the annotation of a GenBank genome assembly.